AUUGAUUGUGUCAUAAUAAGCUUGGUACUUCCUGGCUUGAUAACUGAUAAGCAUGGAAUAUAAAGCAGUUGUAUUAGAUUUGGACACGGAUCCACUAAAAUCAAGUAUUUUCAAACCUAUUCAUUUCAUUCUUAAAGACUGCAGGGGCUUUGUUAUUUCUUCUCCAUUUAUGGAGUACUCUCUAAUUAACAGUGCCAGCAUUUAGACUGAACUUAAGUAUAUUUUACAAAAUCAAUUGAGUGAAGAAGUAAGCAUAUUUCUAGUUGAUGUAAUGGAAUCCAGUUUACAAAAGGCAAGUCAGGACAAAGUGAUCAAAUGUGUCGUGCUGGGUGAUGGAGCUGUGGGUAAAACUUGUUUACUCAUGGUUUAUGCCAAGGAUCAGUUUCCAGAUACAUACGAUCCAACAGUGUUUGAUAAUUACCAAGUAAAAGUUACAGUAGGAGAGGAUACAUACACAAUAGCUCUAUUUGAUACAGCGGGGCAGGAGGAUUUUGACAGGUUUCGACCAAUGGUGUUCCCAGGCACAGACAUCUUUAUAGUUUGUUACAGUAUUGCUAAUCCAGCCUCCUACUACAAUAUCAGUACAAGAUGGUUUCCUGAAAUCAAGAAGUACUCUUCCACCACACCUAUCCUUAUAGUUGGAACUCAAGUAGAUCUACGGAACGAUGAAGCAACUCUUUUAAAACUGGCGAAACGAAAGGAAAAACCUAUUAGCAAUACAUUAGGGAAAAAUCUAGCAACGGAGCUUGGUGCUGCAUAUUGUGAAUGCUCUGCUCUAACAAGAACAGGAAUAAGAGAAGCGUUCACUGAAGCUAUAGCAAUAGCACUGGGUAGCGAUGAACAUUUAUCAACCAAGAAAACAUUGUGUUCAAAAAUAUGUUCUCUUUUUUAAUAAAUAAUAUUGUUAAAA
Molecule: messenger RNA, 910 nt
Organism: Eurytemora carolleeae
Lineage: Eukaryota; Metazoa; Arthropoda; Copepoda; Calanoida; Temoridae
Product: cell division control protein 42 homolog
Exons: 12
Coding region: 272-892 (206 amino acids)
Biological process (GO): small GTPase-mediated signal transduction
Molecular function (GO): GTPase activity; GTP binding
Source: RefSeq, a predicted model, not a curated record